Messenger RNA from Suillus fuscotomentosus, 743 nucleotides. RefSeq lists its product as uncharacterized. The coding region runs from base 36 to 743 and encodes 235 amino acids. The transcript is spliced from 5 exons. NCBI's taxonomy places the organism in Eukaryota, Fungi, Basidiomycota, Agaricomycetes, Boletales, Suillaceae. The record is from RefSeq and is a predicted model, not a curated record.
CAAAAUUGUUUCCUCUUGUAGUUCCCACAACUACCAUGUCAAGGACUCAUCGGUUCUCUGAUGGUAUUGCAGCAUCCUACUUUACCAGCACCUACCACCGUGUCGCUGACACUUAUAUUCUGUGCUCGACAUCAUGUGGCACUGUCAACCUUUUCACCAACCACACUCCAGGCAAGCACAUCCUCACCACGUCUCCUGCUCAACAACGCAAGAACGUUGAAAGCCUCUCAUUCACAGGCAAAUACUUCCGAGUCAUGCCCAUCUUUGGUGAUCUACGAGUCCUAGAAACAGGCUAUCUCUGCCACAACUGGCCUGUCCAACAGCUCAUUGCUCGUCACCCAGCCUUCAUACAACAAAUCAUCGAUUUCAACAUGCUAGAAGGAUGGACGAGCUUCCAUCCCUCCCUUCACUGGCUCCUUGCAGAUCUGUUGAAGCAGAUUGAGGUGUCUAGUGUCCACUGGUCUAGUAGCCAUGGCCUCGCGGUGCUCGUUAUGAUCGCCCAGAUCAGGGCAGGAUUAUGGUCAUCUCUCAUCAUCCUCGAUCCCAAUACCAUCAUUAUCUCUAUCCUCAACCGUUUCGGCCUCCUGUCAUUUUUCUGCGGUGAAGUCAAGAACUGUCCUUAUGAGGGCGUCCAUCUUCUGAGCAUGGUCGAGGAGCUUUUCUACGUCCUCAUGACUAUUCUUGGCGAGAGAGCCAGCGCCACCAAGCUUCCGUUCCAACGUGCCAUCCGCCACCUCAAGUGA